CACACUCAAAACACUCCACCAUCGAAUGUCCUCCCCACGACCCCAUACCCGCAACCGCCAAAGAAAAGGCUCGUUCUCAUCCUACGGACAUACACCACACCACGUCCAACUAUCGGAUGGUUCAGGCAGCGCAACACCGAGUUCGCCGAGCUCAUUACGGGAGGAGGUCAAAGUCGAGCCGGCGGCGGCGGAGGAAGGGGAGGAGGAAUACGCUCCUGUACGGCUCGUCGUGUUUUCUGGUGGAACGGCGUGUAACGCCCUAACGCCUACCCUUCAAUCACUUUCGUCGUCACAUUGUACGUAUAUCCUUCCCAUCUCCGACAAUGGUGGUUCGACAGCCGAGAUCCUCCGCGUACUCGGUGGUCCCGGGAUCGGUGAUAUACGCUCUCGACUCGUACGACUCAUCCCAGAUCCACCCGGUGUGGGCGGGGAUGCGGUGCGAGUGUUGAUGUCGUACAGGCUCCCAGAGGCAGACAAAGAUCGGGCACGGAUGGAGUGGAACGAGUUAGUCGAAGGCCGUCACGCCCUAUGGAACGGCGUCCCCUCCGAAAAACGCGAACUCAUCCGAUCUUUCUUCUCAGUAGUCGGAAGCGAAAUAAGCAAACGCUCCCGUCCCCCGCACAACACCUUCGACUUCCGUAACGGAUCAAUCGGGAACCUCUUCCUGACCGGAGCUCGCCUAUUCUUCGGAUCCCUCGAAAGCGCGAUUUUUUUGUUCGCGUCGAUUUGUGGGGUGGCGCCGUAUACGAGUGUGUUGCCUGUCACGAAUACGCAAUUUGCGAUGAAUAUUGCGGCGAUAUUGGAGGAUGGGACACUCAUUGCCGGUCAAUCCCAGAUAUCGCAUCCCACACCAACCCAUAUAACACCUCGCGACCCUUCCCAGCCAUCCUCCUCUACCGUCUAUGACACGGAUGAAGAUGAAUUGGCACCACCCGGAACUCUACGCGGCUUGGUCUCGACACCAGACCCCCACGUCCCGACGAAAUCAUCCGCAUCCCUCGCACUCUCGAGUCCGAUUACGAGGAUCCACUACAUCUCCUCCUACGGGCACGAAAUCCUUCCCGCCCCGAACCCGAAAGUCGUCAGAGCCGUCGAGGGGUGCACUUCGAUCAUCUACUCCAUCGGCAGUUUAUACACGAGUAUCAUUCCUACUCUCGUCGUUAGGGGCGUUGGAAGGAGGAUUAAGGAGAGAGAUGUACCAAAGGUGUUAUUGCUGAACAGCACCCCCGAUCGCGAAACAGGCGGAAUGACCGCCACAGACUUCUUGCGCGCAAUCGUCCGCGCAUGUCUCGAAUCCCAACUCGCCGAUACCGGAAUCGUACCCGUUACGGUUUCCCUCGCCACCAUUGACUCCACACCGUGGUCGUCCUACAUUACCCAUGUUGUUUAUUUGAGGGAGAGUAGAGUCAGGGUCGAUGUUGGGGAGAUUAGGGGGAGGGGGGUUGAGUGUAUUGGGAUUGGGGGGAGGAAGAGGAGGGAGGGGUGGGUUUUUGAGGGGGAAGGGUUGGGGAUGGUGUUGGAUGUUGUUUGUGGGGGUGGGCGUAAUGGGCAUGGGGAGGAGGGUGGGAAUGGGGGUGGGAGGGGAGCGAGGGGGGUUGUCGUUGGGGGGAUGGGGUUGGAGAGGAGGAUGACCUUGAAGUGA
Molecule: messenger RNA, 1642 nt
Organism: Saitoella complicata NRRL Y-17804
Lineage: Eukaryota; Fungi; Ascomycota; Saitoellomycetes; Saitoellales; Saitoellaceae
Product: UPF0052-domain-containing protein
Exons: 2
Coding region: 26-1642 (538 amino acids)
Molecular function (GO): LPPG:FO 2-phospho-L-lactate transferase activity
Source: RefSeq, a predicted model, not a curated record